Erythranthe guttata (spotted monkey flower) is the source of this 820-nucleotide messenger RNA. The record is from RefSeq and is a predicted model, not a curated record. Lineage: Eukaryota; Viridiplantae; Streptophyta; Magnoliopsida; Lamiales; Phrymaceae.
CUUAGAGUACAACUGUAUAGCCAGAGAGUUUCAACGAAACUUCAAAAUUACGUCUUACUAGGAAUUCUAGUUAUCGCCGACUUUUCUUAACUCCCCCUUUUAAUUUUCUUAUUUUCUUCUCCUUCGCUUGCAUCUCACAAUCAACCCACUGAGAAGGCCAUCCAAGGCCAGAGGCCUUCACGAUGUCAGCUACUGUGAGGAAGUACAUGAUGAAAAACAUCGAGAAGUUUCAGCAGGACCCACCUCCAGGUAUUAGCGCGGCACCAGAAGAAAGUAAUAUUAUGCUCUUGAAUGCGGUUAUAUCCGGCCCCGAGGAUACACCAUGGAGUGGAGGUACGUUCAAAUUGACUGUUAGGUUCCCAGAAGACUUUCCAUUUACGCCCCCAGGAGUUCGAUUUGUUUCUCGAAUGUUCCAUCCAAAUAUUUACGAGGAUGGAAGAGUAUGCUUGGACAUUCUUCAAGAUCAGUGGAGUCCUAUAUUAUUACACAUCGGAUCUAUACUUCUAUCUGUCCAGUCGCUGUUGAGCGAUGCGAAUCCCGAUUCUCCAGUAAACUCUGAAGCUGCUCGAUUGUUCAGUGAGAACAAACGAGAAUACAACCGUAGAGUCAGGGAAAUCGUGGAGCAGAGCCAGGUGGCAGAUUAAUUACUAUCUUGUGCACAAAUUGUUGGAUUGUGUCCCGUAAAAAAAUGCAAUGUUACGCGUAGUGCUAUGGAAUUGUAAUGAACAUAUUAUUGGAUUACACGCUAUGUAAAUUUAACUGCGCAUUUUGUAAAGUGGUUAUAUUGAGAUGAUUUGAAAGAAUAAAAAAUUGCAGUUAC